AUGCUCCGCUCGUCCGUGUCUCGACUGGCCAGCCAAGCCGCCCGGCGACGGCCGCUGGUCUCGUCUGUCACACCUCCAAGCCUCCAGCCGUUCGCCGGCCGAGGACCAGCCGGACGGCCGCGACUGUUUGCCGCCGUGGCCGUGCCACCGGCCCAGGACCCCACGAAGCUCGACGAGAUCACGACGCUUGCCAACGGCGUGCGGGUGGCGUCCGAAGCAUUGCCCGAUGCCUUCUCCGGCGUCGGCGUGUACAUCGAGGCCGGGUCGCGCUACGAGAGCGAGUAUCUGCGCGGUACCAGCCACAUCAUGGACCGGCUGGCCUUCAAGUCCACCAGCCGGCGCUCGGCUGACGACAUGCUCGAGGCUGUCGAGAGCCUCGGUGGCAAUAUCCAGUGCGCGUCGUCGCGCGAGUCCAUGAUGUACCAGGCCGCCACCUUCAACUCGGCCAUCCCGACGGCUGUCGAGAUUCUCGCCGAGACCAUCCGCUCGCCCCUUCUGACCGACGACGAGAUUGCCCAGCAGCUCGACACGGCCGCCUACGAGAUCAAGGAAAUCUGGUCCAAGCCUGAGCUGAUCCUGCCCGAGCUCGUCCACAUGGCCGCUUUCCGUGAUAACACCCUCGGCAACCCGCUGCUCUGCCCGGAGGAACGGCUGGCCAGCAUCGACCGUCACGUCAUCUGCGCCUACCGCGACGCCUUUUACCGCCCUGACCGCAUGGUGGUGGCUUUUGCUGGCGUCCCGCACCACGAGGCCGUCGCCCUGGCCGAACAGCACUUUGGCGACAUGAAGCCAACCCUGCAGCAGCAGCCCGACGACCUCGGCGGCUUCCUCUCGCUGCCCGCACAGCCGCCGCCGCUGAACCCGAACCAGCCCAACUUUACCCAUAUUCAGCUCGCCUUCGAAGGCCUUCCCAUCUCGUCCGACGACAUCUAUGCUCUCGCCACCCUGCAGACCCUCCUCGGCGGUGGUGGCUCCUUCUCGGCCGGUGGUCCCGGCAAGGGCAUGUACAGCCGCCUCUACACCAACGUGCUCAACCAGCACGCCUGGGUCGAGUCGUGCGUGGCCUUCAACCAUUCCUACGCCGACAGUGGCCUCUUCGGUAUCGCCGCCUCCUGCUAUCCCGGCCGCACCGCCAAGAUGCUCGAGGUCAUGUGUCGUGAGCUCCGGUCGUUGGCCCUCGACGGUGGCUUCAGUGCCCUCGGCCAGGUGGAGGUGAACCGCGCCAAGAACCAGCUGCGCUCGAGCCUGCUGAUGAAUCUCGAGAGUCGCAUGGUCGAGCUCGAGGACCUUGGCCGCCAGGUCCAGGUCCAUGGCCACAAGAUCCCCGUCCACGAGAUGGUUCGCCGCAUCAACGACCUCACCGUCGACGACCUGCGUCGCGUCGCCAAGAUCGUCGUUCAGGGCCUCGUCCAGAAUCCCGGUCGUGGCAGCGGCGCUCCCACCGUCGUCCUGCAGGAGGCCGAUGUCGCCGGCUUGAGCGCCAAGCAGAUCCAGUGGGACGAAAUCCAGGAUAUCAUCUACCGCUGGCAGCUGGGCAAGAGAUGA
Molecule: messenger RNA, 1545 nt
Organism: Grosmannia clavigera kw1407
Lineage: Eukaryota; Fungi; Ascomycota; Sordariomycetes; Ophiostomatales; Ophiostomataceae
Product: mitochondrial processing peptidase alpha
Exons: 2
Coding region: 1-1545 (514 amino acids)
Cellular component (GO): mitochondrion
Molecular function (GO): metalloendopeptidase activity; metal ion binding
Source: RefSeq, a predicted model, not a curated record